AUGGCUAACCCAUCUCCUGGUAUUCCUUACUUUGUUCCGGCAGCUUUGCACCCCACGGGAACGGUAAUCUCCACUUUGGACGGUACUGAAGCUCCCCCAUUGUUCACACCCUUGAAGAUAAAAGGAAUGACUGUGCCUAACAGGAUCGCAAUGUCUCCAAUGGUUAUGUACGCGACUGAUAAGGAAGGCCCCAAUAAGGCAACACCAAAUUUGUACCAUUUGAUCCAUUACGGCUCAGUUGUGGAACGUGGUUGUUCUCUGAUAGUCGCUGAGGCAGUGGCUGUCACGGAAGAUGGACGGUGUUCACCAGAGGAGUUGGCACUGGAAACAGAUUCCCAGGCCCUGGGAUGGAAACCAGUGGUUGAUUUCGUCCAUAGUCAAGGAGGGAAGAUAGGUGUUCAGUUAAGCCAUGGUGGUAGGAAAUCAUCGACAUGGGCAUUGCACACGUCUAAGGCAUUGACAGCAAUAGGGAAAGAAGCUGGUGGGUGGGCAGAUCAACCUGAAAAGAUCAUCUCAGCAAGUGCUAUAUCAUACAGCGAACAAGAUGGGUACCCGGUACCAAGAGAAAUGACGAAAGAAGAUAUCAAAGACGUUGUCAAAAAGUACAAGGAAGCAAGAGAUAGGGCCAUCGAAAUUGCAGGCUUUGACUUUGUAGAGAUUCAGGCUGCACACGGUUAUCUUGUCAACUGCUUCUUAAGUGCUGCUUCGAAUAAGAGAACAGAUGAGUACGGUGGCCCCUUACAAAACAGAAUGAGAUUCCUAUUGGAGAUUUGUGAUGCAGUUAAAGACAAUGAACACCCACUGUUUGUGAGAAUCUCCGCAGAGGAAUGGAGUAACAAUCCAGAUGCAUGGCAUAUGAAUGACACGCUAUCGCUUGUAGAGGCAUUGGACAAGCACGGGGUUGACCUCGUUGACGUUUCAAGCGGUGGAAUUGACAGCAAUCAGAUAAAGAUUGCCCAUCCUCCUGGAUAUCACGUUCCACUUGCAAGAGCUGUGAAGCAUUACGUCAAGGAAAAGAGCUUAAAGAUCUUGGUAUCGACCGUUGGUAGAAUCAACAGUGCAUGGCUGGCCAACGACAUUAUAACUAAUGAGGAUGCAGAUGUCGUCUUCAUAGGCUCCCCAUUUUUGAAGAAACCUUCAUUGGUCUGGGAGUGGGCAGAAGAGUUGAACGUCAAGGUUGCAGUUUCGAGACCAAUAGGUUGGCCAUUAGGAAUAGUCUAA
Messenger RNA from Williopsis jadinii, 1221 nucleotides. RefSeq names its product FMN-linked oxidoreductase. NCBI's taxonomy places the organism in Eukaryota, Fungi, Ascomycota, Saccharomycetes, Phaffomycetales, Wickerhamomycetaceae. The coding region runs from base 1 to 1221 and encodes 406 amino acids. Gene Ontology annotation, molecular function: FMN binding; NADP binding; NADPH dehydrogenase activity. The record is from RefSeq and is a predicted model, not a curated record. The transcript has a single exon. Gene Ontology annotation, cellular component: intracellular anatomical structure.